AUGCUUCAUCAUAUGGUGUGUGAUAUUAUGUUAAUUGUGUUUUCGACUUGCAUUGACAACUUUGUUUUGAUGACUAUGACUAUGACUAUGACUAUGACUAUGACUAUGACUAUGACUAUGACUAUGACUAUGACUAUGACUAUGAUUAUGGCUAUGAUUAUGACUUUGAUAAUGUCCGUUGUUGAUGCCGACAUACAAUGCCUUGUUUUCUCUUGCUUCUACCAGAAUCCAACUUCGACUCCCAAUAAUCUGCCUUCUGUUGAAGAGAGCACACUUGUGUACUCUUUUGACGCUCAGAACUGGGUCAGUACCUUCGUUCCCUCUGGCUCAUCUGGGUCAGGUGGCGGCUCGAGUCAAGGAGACAGGGGCAACAACAGCGAUCUCCUUAACCCUAAUGCCCCAAAAUCGGUUGGUGUUAUCCUCGUGAUUGCUAUCGUUGGGGUCAUUCUGGUUCUGCUUAUCAUAACAGGCGUCAUCAUAUUGGUCCGCAAGCGUAAUAAGGAUCGUGGCAACAGCUCAAAUGCUCGUUCACCCGGAGAUAGCCUUAACUCGGGUUCGGCGCUUUCCAACAAGACGCUUGGCAACUCAUGGGACCAAAAAACAUUAGCGGACCUUGAGAAUAACUUUGUGAACAGCGGUGCCAACACUAUACCGGGCAAAGCGGACUUGAGACGUGCAUCGUUAUCUGGAGCAGAUGAGAUGCCACCAAUCCCUGGUUACAACUCAUGGGAGCAUCGGGGAUCGAUCGCUAGUCAAAGGAGCAACAGAGUUGAGACCACAACAACGACAAUCAGCCCCAUGGCAGGUAUCACUCAGACAACAAUUGUGACGACCCCCAAAAGUAGCUCCAAAUCAUCAAAAGUUGGCAAUCCUACUAGCAGGAAGACAACGACUUUUGUUAGCAAUGGCCGACGAAUCUCGGAGCAAUGCGCUGAGAGACCACUGGCACGCAAUCAACCUUCAUUUGCUCCUACACCUGAGGAAAAUGAGACUCAGGACAGUUGGAUCAAUGGUUAUCAAACCAACCAAAUGCAGUCUAGUCUGGAGCAGAAGUUCGAAGAGAAAAGUAAUGGAGUGUAUUAUCCUAUUAGUGUCAAUAGGACUUAUUUUUAAAUUUUGGCGUUUGUCUCUUUCUUUCGCAAAAUGGUCCAACAAUGUUUAUUUAUUUUAAUAUUUAUUUAAUUCACGAUGGGUCAUAUACGUAAUUUUACAUUCAUAAUUGUAUUAUCUUUUCUCCACUGCAACCUAUUUCCCUUGUUGUAUGAAUAUUCGAUUAGAUUAAUAGGGUACAGAUGUUGUGGAUCUCUCUUUUCUAUUUCCCCUCCAAAGCUUGUCAUUUCUUUUGCUAGUGUUUUCGUUUCUAUUAGUGCCUUCUGUUCUAUCAAAAGGCAAAAGCACAAAAA
Molecule: messenger RNA, 1403 nt
Organism: Lobosporangium transversale
Lineage: Eukaryota; Fungi; Mortierellomycota; Mortierellomycetes; Mortierellales; Mortierellaceae
Exons: 2
Coding region: 1-1113 (370 amino acids)
Source: RefSeq, a predicted model, not a curated record